GCAAAGAGGAAGACGAAGGGAGGCCACACCGGGGCCUCAGGGACCAAGUGUGCCCAGGAUGACCUGAUCUCCGGGAACCAUGAGCGCGGCCGAGCUCCCGCCAAGCGCGGCCGACGCGACGGCAGGUGCGCUCGUAGCGUCACCACCGCCGCCCCCGUCGCCGCCGCCGCUCCUGCUGCGGGCUCUACCGCUGUGCACCGUGGGAAGCGACACGAAGGCCGGCCCCAGCACGGGUUUUCCGCACCGGAUGAUCGGCGGGGGCCCGAGCAGAGCGUUGGCUGCUUAUCAGGAGCACGCGGCUGUGCUGAGGGACCACCUAGUCGCCAUCGAGGACUCCCUGGACACCGUGCCGCCCGAAGAUUACCCGCAGCUCAAGAAGGCGCUGCUGGAGGUGAGCAAGAUGAUCUCCCAGAUGGAGUCGCUGGCCGACGCACUUGCGGAAAGGCGGCUCAACCUCAAGAACGAGCUUCGCACGCUGCAGGACGAGAACGUCCACCUGCACGGCGCACUGGUCCGCGAAAGACGCAAGGCGCACGGCCGGGACCGCAGGGGCUCCGUCACCAACCGAGGAGGACGCAAGAUACCGCCGCCGAUCCUGCCAAGACGCGACAGUAGCUUCAUAUUCAACUCGAUGCGCCCGUUCAUGUUCCCACCGUCACCUCCUAGAUACCAGCCAUUCAGCGACACUGAAUCAUGCGUGAUAGACUUGACUUUUGAGACCACCGGCAGUAGCGCAUCGACGUCAAGGGUCAUUCCCAGCGCCAGUGGCAGUCCUGGACCUUCCGGAACGUCGCGUAGAGGCCGCGGACUUACUAGAGGAGGCCGCAGUGCAAGCCACGUCGCAGGCGCCAAGAGGUCCCCGAGCUCAAAGAGAGGCCGCGGUUCGGCGACGAGGUCAAGACCGAGACCCUCCCUAAGGACGCUGACCGGCAACGACAGCAAUGCCAGUUCGAGCUCUCCCGCGGCGACCUCGCCCGGGUUCGCGCUGCUCGCAGGACCGCCACUGGCGAUGUCGCCGAUAUCGCUCUCGCCGGAAGCGAGGUCUCCUGUGGGCCAGAACGACAUAAACGAUCUGAACAACAGGCUCAAUAACCGGAACAACAAGCUCGCCGGCAAGAAGAUGUUCUCGAUCUUUGACUCGUGCCCGUACCUCAACUGAGGAGAAGUGUGUCGCGGGAAGGGCCACGGUGACCAAUAGCUGGACGUUUUCUGAAACAGCGGGACCCUCUACUGGUGAAGACAAAUUGCUUUUCGAGGACGUGGAAUGCGCGAAGUGUUGAGCUCAGGAGAUUUGAAACAGGACGGUGACGCAAAAAUUGUAUCAUUACGCAAUGGCAAAAGAAAAAUUUUCCGAGCUGUUCCUAACCUUUAGGACCUUGGUGUUAAGGUUACAAUCCGAGAAACCUGCAUACGCGGCCAUACCCUUUUACAAGCAACACUAGUCCGUGUUGACUUGCCUUCGUUAGUCGAGCAACGAAUGAAGAAAAAUUUAUUUUGCGUCUUUCAGCUGUUGGAUCGCAAGUUGGGAUGCCGAUUGGUGGACUGUUAGUAUGCCUGCGUAUCACUGUGCGGUCAGGUGGACCUUUUCUGAAAAAGCCAGACCCUCUCCGGUUGAAGGCACGUUCACUUCCUGAAGACAUGGACGCGUAAAUCAUGGAGAAAAUUUGUGCAGAAUGACGACAAGAUAAAAUUUUAUUAUUA
Dermacentor andersoni is the source of this 1701-nucleotide messenger RNA. RefSeq lists its product as uncharacterized. Lineage: Eukaryota; Metazoa; Arthropoda; Arachnida; Ixodida; Ixodidae. The record is from RefSeq and is a predicted model, not a curated record.